This is a messenger RNA of Gastrolobium bilobum, 510 nucleotides long. RefSeq lists its product as uncharacterized. The record is from RefSeq and is a predicted model, not a curated record. The coding region runs from base 1 to 510 and encodes 169 amino acids. The transcript is spliced from 2 exons. NCBI's taxonomy places the organism in Eukaryota, Viridiplantae, Streptophyta, Magnoliopsida, Fabales, Fabaceae.
AUGUCUUUGAUUCCGGGUGAAGAAAAGACAUAUUUCAAUUCGGAUAAUGUCUUGAAACAAGAUAAUAAUUCUCAAAUUGAAGAUGACGAGUUCUCACCUGAAAUUUUAAAUACCUUCUCCUGUUUCAGAAUUCCUGAUCAUAAAUUAAUUUUGAAGGUUAAUGUGUCGGUUAUGCUAUUGAGAAAUAUUGAUCAGUCAAGAGGUUUAUACAACGGCACAAGAUUGCUUAUUUCAAGAUUGGGCAACUGUUUUGUUGAAGGAACUGUUCUUAUCGGAAGUAAUAUCGGAGAAACUGUGUUAAUAAUCCCUAGAAUGACGAUGAGCCCUUCAAGUCAUUCAUUUCCAAUACAUUUCCAAAGAAGACAAUUCCCACUAGUUGUUUCAUUUGCCAUGAGUAUCAACAAGAGACAAGGACAAUCUCUUUCGCAUGUGGGCAUUUAUCUCUCUAAGCCCGUCUUUACUCAUGGGCAAUUAUAUGUGGCACUUUCACGAGUAAAGAGCAAACAAUGA